CGUUAGCAGUUAUGACAACAAUCUAACCUUGUAAUCAUCUGCCAAAUCUCUCUGCUUUCCACACGGACUUAACCCAGUUAAUAGUGGUUCAUAUCAGAUUUAGCCCUUAUUGAGGUUGCACAGGGAUAUAAACUGAGUCUAGUUACCACUGAAUACCGCUCGAACUUCAUUUACCGUGAAUAGCCCUAUUCAUCGCCUUUUAGAUCACGACAGUGACCACAAUGAGACUGGCAAUAAGUCUUAUCAUAGUCGCUAUCGCAGUGGUAGUCCGAGGGCAGUUGGAAGAGGUGGUUGAUGAGCAGCCUGUGGUCAUAGAAGCUGUACCCCCAAUAGAGGAAAUCACUGUAACUCCUGAAGCUGAAGUCACAACAGCACCCGCAACAACAACAGCAAGCCCUGAGCAACGACGCGAAGAUGAAUUUGACCAGCACACUACCUACUUAUUACUUAUCCCAAAAGUUUUACACGUGGGGACAACAGAGACAAUUUGCCUCAUGGUAACCAAGUGCGAAGGCGUCUUGGAAUACAAGGUGUCGUUCUUGAGACCGAUUCCAAACCAGUACGAGCAGUACGAAGAGUACGAUGACUACUCGAACGAGGCGAGCCAAGGAGAAAACUGUUUUAACUAUAAUGUACCGCUUGGUGAGUUUGGAUUUAGUCAAAAGCAAAGGGUUCGCCUUCAACUUCGACGGGUAGGAUCGGAAGAUGUGAAUGAGGACGGAUACGAAGUCACGAAGGAGAAACAUGUGACAGUGCAGGCUGGUGGUCGUUUUCGGACGUACAUCCAGACAGACAAACCAAUUUACCAACCUGGCCAAAAGGUUAGCUUCCGUGUACUGACACUGAACAGAGAACUGAAGACAGUCACCGAACCUUUUGAUUCGGUUAGAGUGGAGAGAGGGGGAAACGGUAGAGUGCUGGUCGGCAAGUGGGACAAAGAUGACCUUGAAGGAAACCAAGGCCUAUUUGAAUUAUAUCACCAACUCCCAGAUGAGCUUCCUGAUGGGGUCCCAAAAUUGACUUACUACAUCAAGGCCACACGAGGGAGCGAAUCGGUAACACAGACCUUUGAUGUUGAAGAGUAUGUUCUUCCAAAGUUCGAUGUCCAAAUUAUAACCGCUCCGUACAUCCUUAUAACCGAUACCGAAUCCAUUAUCAAGGUCUGUGGAGUUUACACGUAUGGCCAACCCGUACUUGGCGAUGUGCAAGCUAAUGUCACGGCUAAACCCAGAUAUUACCGGUAUCGAGGUUCGUCUACAAUUCUCCAGCUCUCAGGGAGUACUGAUUCCAGUGGAUGUGCUAAGAUCAAGGUCGACCUGAAGGCAUUUCAGCUUACGUCGUCUUUCAUCAAUCUGGAUGUAGUUGCCGCCUUUACUGAAGGCGCAACAGGUGAAGUCCGAACUGCAAGUUCUUCAACAAGUUUGAGCGCUGAUCCAUUUAAACUAGUUUUUGAAUCGAGACAAAAUGAAUUUGGCAAUCCAACGGACACAGAUUACUUCAGACCCGGACUACCCUUCUUUGGAGCGGUCAAAGUAACAAAUCCUGACGGAUCUCCAAGGAGCGGCGAGGCUGUCGUUAUUGGAUGCAGAGGCUUGUCCUCCACAGUACAGGCGUCUUCCAAUGACGAUGGAUUCGCAGAAUUCGUCUUACCCUUACAAGCAACUUUCCCGACAUUCGACAGUGAAGACUCCUUGUUUUGCAAUGUGACUGCUGAGAAAUACCAAGAGCAGGAAUCAUCUAGCCCUGAUUCCCCCGCCCUUAACAGACCAAUCGAUUACCUCUCACUUAGUUCUUUGUAUUCCCCUACCGACAACUAUCUGGUUAUCGAGCCCGUAAUCUACUCUGGAAAAGGUUGGAAAGCGGGUGACGUCAUAAACCUCCCAGUCCACGUGACCAGUUGCUCUGAUGGCCCUCAGGUUUUGGCUGUGUCCCGGGGCCACAUCCUCAGACAGGAUGAUAUCAAAUACAAAGCCGCACUUCGAGAACAAGAGAUCGGGACCGUCUACGACGUCAGCUUAAAGCUUACGACGUCAAUGACUCCACUCCUCAAUCUCCUGGUCUACUGUCUUGAGAACGGCGAGAUGAUAGCGGAUAGUUUAGAAAUCCGUAGUGAGUCUGCGUUUGAGAAUGAGGUCCAUAUCCAGGUUGCUGACGGGAAGAAUGCUCAACUGGAACCAGGCGCGCAGACAACCAUCGACAUCGUCGCAUCCCCUGGCUCACUUUGCGCGGUCGGAGUGGUUGAUCAGAGCGUGCAUCUCCUUGGAGGCAACAACCAAAUUCAGACAUCUGAUGUAGUUAGUUUUCUAAAUACAUUCCAGUUGAGCCCCGGUGACAACCAGAAUCCACCUUGCUUGGACAAUCCUACGAUUGUUGACGAGAAUAAAGGCGAACCAGAACCACUGCCGCAACCGAUACUUCUGGCGGAACCGCAGGUAGAACUUCAAGAAGAAGAAAUUAUCGCGAUAGCUCGUAAGAAGCGGCAGGUGGCGUUUCCAUUUUUCCCCUCACCUUACCAAAGGGAUCCUUCUCCGCGCCAUACUGAUGUCACGAAGGAAUUCGAGCAACUUGGUCUCGUACGGAUGUCAAAUCUUCAGAUUGAGACUAGUCCAUGUGUGCAACCGGAACCAUUUCCAUAUUACCGGUCCGAACAAUUCGCGUUUGCUGAAGCCGAUUUUGCAGUAGCUUUUGCUUCUGCAGCCUUGCCCGCUGGUCCAGCUAUUCGCACGUAUUUCCCAGAAACCUGGCUUUGGUAUUUACAACCUUCAGAGGAAUCUCAGACCGUAACUGUUCCUGAUACCAUAACACGAUGGGAAGGUAGCGGGUUCUGUAUCUCUCCAGAAACUGGAUUUGGAGUCUCCAGUCCCUUUUCAGUUACAGCCUUCAAGCCAUUUUUCGCGGAUUAUGUUCUUCCAUACUCCGUCAUACGAGGCGAGGAUCUUGAAUUCCAAGUCACUGUCUUCAACUACCUGAGCAAUUGUUUGCCGGUUAAGGUAACUCUGACUCGGUCCGAUGACUUCGAGAUCACGGAUGGCUCCAAUGUCCAAUAUUCCUGUGUAUGCACCUCGGCACCCAGUCCGGUGAUAUAUAACAUUAAGCCCACAAAACUCGGAGAUGUAGAUCUUGAAACGACUGUGGUAGUUGCAUAUGACCAGCCUAUCUGCACCGAGCAGCAGCCAAUUGAAUUAAAUGUAACACACAGCGAUGGACUAAGUAAACCACUUCUUGUAGAGCCUGAAGGUGAAGAAGUCGCUGAAUCACGGAGCUUGUACUUCUGUCCCUUAGAUGAAGAGGAUGGGGAAUUCCGUCAUGUAUUUGAAAUUGGAUUUCCGGAUCAUUAUGUUGAGGGGUCUGGCAGAGUUAUUAUCCAAGUCACAGGGGACAUUCUGGGCAAUAGUCUGACGAACAUUGACCAACUGUUAAGGAUCCCUUACGGAUGCGGGGAGCAGAACAUGAUUGGGUUCGUCCCAAACAUCUAUGCUCUUCUUUAUCUACAAGCGACGAACCAAGAUGAUCCAACACAAACCAACAAAGCCAAGAAUAACAUGGUGCUCGGUUACCGGAAGCAGCUAAACUACCGUCGUAGAAGCGGUUCUUACUCUGCGUUUGGCGACAGGGACGAAACUGGGAGUGCAUGGCUGACAGCGUACGUAGUGAACGCUUUUGCCCAGGCCAGCAAUUUCAUUACAAUCGAUCCGAACGAUCUUGCAACAAGCAUCAGAUGGUUGAACACACUUAAAAAGGACGAAAACCAAUGCUUUCUUCCAAAGGGUCGAGUUAUACACAAAGAGAUGCAGGGAGGAGUGAAUGACGAAGUGACUUUGACAGCUUAUAUCCUCAUCAGCUUAAUUGAGGCCCACGGUUCAACUGAGUCCAAUGAUGUAAAAGGAGCUCUAUCCUGCAUCCACACGUAUCUUAAUUCUAUUGGCGAUUUGAAAGGUGUCGAUACGUAUGCUGCAGCCCUCAUUGCCUAUGCGCUGAGCGUAGCUAAGGAUGAAAAUGUUGGGAAAGUUUUGGAACACCUGGAAUCGGUUGCUGUAAAUGAAGGCGGAUUGAAAUACUGGAAAAGCAGUCGGCCACAGCCAGUAUCAUCUAGACGCUAUCACCACGGUGCCUCGGCGGACUCUAUCAGUAUUGAGUUAACUGCGUAUGUACUCUUAACCCUCAUCAACGUUUACGAAAGUGGUGACGCCGUCGUUCGAGGCUCGCCCAUCUCAAAGUGGCUCGUGACGCAACAGAAACCGAAUGGAGGAUUUACAUCAUCGCAGGAUACAGUCGUCGCACUCCAUGCCCUAGCCGAAUACGCCAGGCUUGUAUAUGGUGGAACUGUCAACCUGGGAGUUGCCUUCAACAGCAAGAAUGGUGCCGAUUGUUCACUGAACUCUCUAUUCCUCGUUAAUGAAGGCAAUCGCCGUGUUCUGCAGAGCGCCCUAAUUGAUUACUUCCCAGAUUCCAUCGAAGUUCUUGCUACUGGUGAAGGAUGCGCCAUUAUUCAAGUGAUCGAGCGAUAUAACAUUCACCCCACCCCACCAGCUGAGCCACCAUUCACCCUCACCUAUUCUGUGGAACCAACAGGACUUAAAGGCUCUUGUGAAGACAACUUCAAACUCAAAAUAUGUGUGAGCUAUAGGCCUUCUGAACCUACUGAUACAGCUUCUAACAUGGCGUUAGUUGAGGUAAAGUUGGUGACCGGCUACAUUCCAGACCGACAAUCUUUGAAUCAGCUGAGAGGACCUCUGUCACCAACAAAGGUCUCCCGAGUGGAAUACAAGAAGAAAACAGUCACUGUGUAUUUCAAUGAGUUAACUGAGAAGAGUCUGUGCUUCGACUUUACGGUUAGACGUGUCAACAGAGUGAGAGAACCUAAGCCCGCUAUCAUCACGGUCUUUGACUACUAUUCUCCAGAUACGGUUCUCACAACGGAGUAUGUGAUUGCAUGCCCGAAGCGACUGCCUCCAGUUGAAAUACAACCUCUUCCGGUGGAAGUACAGGUGGAAGAAGUGAACAUAGACGUUGAUGACGGCGUAAUUGCGCAGGAAUAGAAGAAAAGAGGAUGAAUAAUGGGAGGAAACGGAGGAAACUAAAAAGUCCAAGGGUAAAGAAGAUUCAGAAGAUGGAGAAUGAGUUGGCUUUAAAGCCAGAAUAUAAUUUUGAUUAGGAUUCAGAAAUAUUUACAUUACACUUCCGUUCUCAUUUAAUUCUUACCAAUUUGUAGGUACCGUCAUAAACUAUCCUAACAUUGUCUGUGUUGAAUGUACCUGUAGAAGUUCUUUACGAAAGGAGAAAAAUGCACCAAUCAUCAGAGAUUAUCAUUUCAAACCAGUUAACUUUACCCUAUCAUUUUCAUCCUAUCUGAAAACAUAAUCCGCUAUAAAUGAAUUACUGAACCCGCUUGUGUAAUACUUAUUGUGAGAUAACAAUCAUAAUACAGAGGGUGGUGGCGGUUGAGACAUUUUCAACAUCUCUCAUCCACCUCCCUCAUGGGCUCUCUCUCUCUCUCUCAUCUUCAUAAAAGUUGUCUUUUUUCAGCUACCGGUUAUUGAUACUUAAUACCAUAACUGGUAUUGUGUAACCACUAUGGGAAUACGUUGAAAUUAUUACUAACUUUAUGGAAAUACUUCUAUACUUGAGACCUCUGAAAUGUAAGGAAUAAAAUUUUGGAUAGAAAUUUCCAAGGGCAAUAGAUAAAGAAAUUAAUAAGAUAAAGAUAACAACGGACAAUAAAAAAGUAACAAUAAAAUUGUAAUUAUUAUGUUAAUCUAUAAUGUUCAUAAAAAAAGAAUGAAAUUAAAAUUUAUCUGAAAUCCUAUAUCUAUACUAUUUCCUUUGUUUUGUUUCAUGGCAAUGAUUCAUAAGGAGCCAAAAUUAAUGCUCAAGUAGCAUCUUUGCCCCCGAUCUUGGCUGUUGAUGUAAAUUUGGCAACAACGCAACGUCAACCUUGACAUAAUCUCCAAAAUUAUAGACAAUUGUACCAAAACUGUGCUAGAUAGGGUUAAAAUGAUAAUUAAAAACUAAAGUGAAUGAAAAAAAAAGUGUCAUCACCAAUUAUUAUAAAACUUAGACACAAAUACUAAAAGUCCAAACCCAGAUUAUUUACGUUUGGAAAUGGAUUUAACAGGAUUAACAACUAAAUUAUCACUUUAUGCAUUACCAUGAUUAAUUACAGUAAUUCAAAAUACAAAAUAGCUUUUGAAUAAUUUUGGAAUAAUUGACUAUGAUUCAGCUUGGAGAUUACUUUGUGAGUGACGUAUGCGUGUCCAUUUCUAUUGCAAUUGCACAAUGAGCAGCUGAGAUCUGAGAAAGGAGGGGGAGAUUUUGAGUGAUUGAAAGCUCUGAAAAUACUGUGACAACACUGAUCAUAAUAAAAUGAAUGAUGAACCAUCUCUAUACACUUAGAAAUAAUUUAUUCAUUUUAUAAAAGAAAAGUCUAUAUACUAUCAAUAAUAUUUGUAGAUCCAUCUGAUCAAUAUCUUACUGUUGACAAGUCUCAUCAAUCUUCAUACCUACCGCAUUAAUGGACUGUUCAGAAUGCUGCUUGUAAUGAUACACAUGACUUUGUGCCUGGAGUUUGGCAAACAUGCAUUGCGUUUCAGCUACAUGCGACCAACCACCCCAAAACCAACAUUAAGUUGCAAGGGAAGGUUCUCUGUAAAUAGCCCCAAUAGUUCUCUGCCGACCGCACAGAAAUGUUGUUAGCCUAACAGAGUGCUGACAGUAAGCUAAGUCACAUCUUUUGGAAUGUUAAGUCAAAACACUUAUUUCAAUGUUAAAGGACAAGUCCACUCCAACAAAAACUCGAUUUGAAUAAAAAGAGAAAAAUUCAAGAAGCAUAACACUGAAA
Molecule: messenger RNA, 6838 nt
Organism: Lytechinus variegatus (green sea urchin)
Lineage: Eukaryota; Metazoa; Echinodermata; Echinoidea; Temnopleuroida; Toxopneustidae
Product: ovostatin-like
Cellular component (GO): extracellular region
Molecular function (GO): endopeptidase inhibitor activity
Source: RefSeq, a predicted model, not a curated record